Messenger RNA from Ilex paraguariensis (yerba mate), 1016 nucleotides. The record is from the annotation of a GenBank genome assembly. Lineage: Eukaryota; Viridiplantae; Streptophyta; Magnoliopsida; Aquifoliales; Aquifoliaceae.
GUACGUCCCUUCUUUCCACCGAUUCCGAUGUGUUUUAGGGUUCUUAGCAAUUGUGUGUGUGAAUAUAUAUAUGUGUAUAUAUAUCUGUUUGUUUUAAUCUCUCUUCUAUGUGGACUCACGAUGCCAAUCUUCUUGUGAUUGUGAUUUGAAUGGUUUGAUUAGGUUGAAGCAGUGAUCAGGAAUGGCUCCUGCUAAAGUUGACAAUUCAAAAAAGGGUGAUCCAAAGGCCCAGGCCUUAAAAGCUGCCAAGGCUGUGAAAUCGGGUUCAUCAACCUUCAAGAAGAAGGCUAAGAAGAUCCGGACGAAGGUUACCUUUCACCGGCCUAAGACCUUGAAGAAGGAUAGGAACCCCAAGUAUCCACGCAUCAGUGCGCCUCCAAGAAAUAAAUUGGACCAUUACCAAAUUCUCAAAUAUCCACUGACUACUGAGUCUGCAAUGAAGAAGAUUGAGGAUAACAACACCUUGGUCUUUAUUGUUGACAUUCGUGCUGACAAGAAAAAGAUCAAAGACGCAGUGAAGAAGAUGUAUGACAUUCAGACCAAGAAAGUGAACACUUUGAUCAGGCCUGAUGGAACCAAGAAGGCGUAUGUUCGGUUGACACCAGACUAUGAUGCCUUGGAUGUGGCAAACAAGAUUGGGAUUAUCUAAGAUGGAUUCAUUAUUUUAUGGUCAUCACUAAAGUCAUUUAGACGGUACUGUUGACAGUUUUGUUAGUUUUGUUGGUGUUAGAUACUUUUUCUGUUUUAAAAUUAUAAUUUUGUAUGCAAGGUUAGAAUUUGAUUGUGGAUUCAACUUUGUCAAUGCGAAAACUCUCAAUGUGCUUGCCAUUUCAUGGUUUGUGUUACGAAUUGGAAUUAUCUCCUUUAGUUUGUUUCAACAUGUCAGUUCUUUUGUCGUUUCCACUGUAAAUUAUUCUGAUAAGAACCAUAAACCUUACUCAUUGUAAUGCUCCCUUCAUCAUUUGGGUUUAGAUUGAAUUGAAUGUUAAAUACUUGUAACCCAACUUGGUCGCUAG